Acromyrmex echinatior (Panamanian leafcutter ant) is the source of this 4044-nucleotide messenger RNA. RefSeq lists its product as hypothetical. NCBI's taxonomy places the organism in Eukaryota, Metazoa, Arthropoda, Insecta, Hymenoptera, Formicidae. The record is from RefSeq and is a predicted model, not a curated record.
UUAGGUCAGAAAGAAGACUCUCGCCUCUCGUCGACGUUGACGCGCUCGGUAGUGUUACUCCGCGAAAUACGCGUGGUCCGCGUCGCAGCGCGUUGCGACUUACGUACUUGCGUUGCGGCCAGGGCCCCCGUCUAACAAGUAACAGUACUUCCUCGCGCUCAGUGGAAUAAAGCCUCUUUCCGUGGAACGGGACCCACCGCGCUGAGCGCUCUCCGCCGUGCUGCGCCGGCUCCGCUCACCUCGCGCGCCGUGAACGUAUCCGUCUCGCUCGCACCCGCGCGCGGACCCUCGUCGACCCGUGCUAUCGUCCGCGAAGUAGUCUGGCCGGUCGGGCACGAGGGAGCCUCUCCUCUUGAAACCAGUCCUCGCGUAUAUACGCGCCGGUCGCUCCACACGUUACGGACCAGAAGAGGCUGCGGUUUUGCCUUACGGCGCAAAGUGCUCCGGCUCCAACGCGCCUUCCGCACCUGCUCCCCGCGAUAUACGACUAUACGAGGAUUUUCGGCAGCCGGCAGGAGGUAGGAGGAAUGCUCGAAGACGAGAGACGAGAUCGUCGAGGGGAUUAAAAGAGAGAUCUGCGAGUUGUGUCGAAUAAUCUCCCGGAUCUCGAUCGAGCGACAUUGAAGUGGGAUUGACGAAUCGAUCACACGAGGAGGAGGAGGAAGAAGGAAGGAAGAAUCGCAUCUUGCCCACCAUAUUUCGUUGCUUUUUGAAACGCCCGCGGAAAAUCGAGGGAAGCCGAUAGGUGUCCAUUUCGUCGGUGCCAACUGCAUCACUUUUCAAGGUGUUGGUGACUCUCUUUGUAAUUCCUGAAACGCGCCGAUCGACCACGAGUUCUAUAUUUCCUCGUGGAGGAAAUAUAGGCUUACCCUAGUUUUUCGCAAAUUCAUGGUACUGUAACCUUUGUCUUUGUAGAUCGGAAAUUUACUAAGAGAAGAAGACCACGAGGGGCACAUUGAUUGUGUCUCAAAAGAUCGACUUUUAAAACAACAAAUAUUCGACAAUCAUUUAUCCGAAGACUGUCAUUAGCAUCUUAUUAUCACAAGAAGCUGGCUUGUCUUCAUUCGGAGGAAGAAGCCACAAUUGAGAGAAGACGAAGAUUAAUUUACACCGAUUAUAAAACAGCAAAUAUUCGACAAUCAUUUAUCCGAGGUCUCUCUCUCUCUCUCUCUCUCUCUCUCUCUCUCUCUCAUCAAUACUUUCUUAUUAUCGCAAAAAGCUGACUGUGUUGUUUUAAUCUGAAAGCAGGAGCCAAAUUAAAAAAAAAAAGAUCAAUUCACGCCGAUCCUAGAACAAACAUUCAAAUUAAUUAUCCGAGGACUAUCAUUAGCAACUCAUUAUCGUCACAAGAAGAUUGCAUUAUCUUCGUCUAAAGGCGAAAUUGGCAGGAGAACAAUUGAAAGAAGAUCACGAGGAGCAAAACGAUUUAUGCGUAAAGUUCGGCGACGGGUGUGAAUUUGAAAAAUCGACGUCGGGAUAUUCGGUUGCACGGAUUCGACGUGGAUCGAGAACGAGGAGCGCUCGACGCUUUAUCGUCGAAACGCAUCGGAAAGCAGGUUAGCGAUCCCAUCUCGUUUGUGGGCGAGCGCGAUGCUCGCGUCGGCGCGCGCCGUCGCGUGCGCGAUUCCGUGGUCACCGUGCCGAUUUCCGGCGGAUAGAGCGAGCGAGGAAGUCGAUACGGGGAGAUCAGCGGCCGUUCCGGAAAGGAACCUGGACUCCUGAAAAGGAUCUCCCUGGGAAGCAAGAAAAGAGAGAAGUAGGAACGGAAUUACAUGGUAUUUAAGGUAUAUUUAAAAAAAAGUAAUUUAAUGAUAUCAUUAUAGGAAAGUAAUACGAAAUCGAGAUAGAAAGUAUUCCUCCAAGAAUAUUAAUUGUGGAGGAACCACAAUUGAUACCACCACCACGGUUAGCUGAUAUAUUCGGAGAGUCUACAGUUUCGGUGGAUGCAUUCAUUCUUACGCGCGAAUUUGGAAGGAUUAUAUGCAGCAACGAAGAGAGCGAGAAGUGCGAAUGGACCUCCGCAAAAUCAGAGGUUAAAUUCAGAGGGGGAAAGCGUAGAGGGAAAAGGUAGAGGAAGAUAUAGAGGACGGGUUGCGAGGCCUUUCGCCGCUCGCGACCUAAGUUUCUCGGUCGCCCGCGAGUCCCACUGAGCUAAUUCGCGGCGCUCUUUUACACCUCGUGAUGCUCCGGUGAAGGUGUCGAUCGACGGUCAACUACUUCCGUUCAGAAGGAGAAGGUUCCUAAGCGUCCGAAAGAAAAUUAUAAAAUCACCCCGACGACCCAUCUUAGUCUCUUUCGUAAGGAAACGAAAGAGAGACUUAACAAUUUAAUUUGUAUAAUUUACUUAAAUGCUAAAUAAUAGGAAACCUUGAAAAGUCGACAGUAACGCGAAGGUAUGACCUCCCUGUGAUGUUUUAAUUUUGCGACCGUGAUCGUUUUUCGCGAGAUGUUAAUGUGAUCCAAGUGCGUGCGAGGAUAUUUCGCUGAUUCUUCUACGUUUCGCCAGUGAUCUUUUCGAUACUUAAUAACAACCGUACAGUUGUUCCACGUAUCGACGAACUUCUCGUCAGUGUUUUGAUCCCGCGGCUGAUUAUCGAGUGUGACGAAUCGGAGGGAAGCAGCCGUGAGCGGAGCGAAGAGGAAGGAGGCAGACAAAUCGCGCGGAUAGGAGACGGACGGUGAAAGAAGAUACCAUUUGGAGCGGAAGACAGGACGCCCAUCGAAGAUGAAGACCACACAACGAGCUCUAAGCUUCGACGAGACGUCGAUGGACAGCUGCAUAUUGGCUACUAUCGACGAGGGCCGCCGAGUCAGUGACUUAUCGAGCGAGUCGAUGAAGGACAGUAACGAGGUGGAAGUGACGUCAUUGGAGGAAGCCAAGUCGGUCAUAGCGGCACUCAGAGCGAGACAGCGGGCACAAGCCCACCAAAUGCUCGCUUGGCGAAGGACCCUUAAAUUGCAGGAGGACCUGGUGGCUCGAUUGACGCGGGAAAAAGCUGAGCAGCUGCGGACGUUGUCGUCGCAACUUCUGCUGUUUGAGUCAAGGCUCUGCAGGAAGCAGAAGGAAAUCGAAGCCAGUCUGAGUCAGCGAGAAUCCAUUAUUUUACGACAACAAAGGGUGAUCCGGCAAUUGCAGAACAGAUUGGCGGAGAGGAACACGAGCACUCGGGACUCGCCACCUUGCGAUGCCCUGGACAGAUUAGACAGUCUCGGGGAUAGCGACAGCGCCGUGGUGCUCGAGGAAACCGCGGACGAUCCUGCCCCACCAAGAUUUCGUUCUAACAUUACUGAUGUAACUGUGAUCCGUUCCGUGUCCGAUGCGGUGGAACCGUCGAACAAAUAUUCAUCGAUGCGACGUUGCAACGGUUUUCUCAGAAGACCGGAGAUUCUGGAAACCGUGUAUUCUGUGGAGGAAGACGGUGACAGCGAAAAUAAUCAGGAUCCGUCGGAAUCGACAGAGAAUUCGGAAUACGAAGACAGGAGAAUGAAAAACUUAGGCAACGGAAAGGGCAGGCUUCAGGAUCUCUACGGCAGUUUCGAAAGGUUGGCUCAAGACACAGAUUCUCCACCCAGCGAAAGACCUAGAGACGAAAGCCAACAAGCGCAGGUGACAUACAAUAGGGUAAUGAGCAAUCAUAGAUCCGUGACGAAGCCAAAAGACGUGAAAUACAAGAGGAUAAAUAAGGCAAAAUCGAAAAGUCUUGAAGAACUUAGAGGACGUCUUAGAAAUUGGGUCGAGAAAGGAAAUAAAAUAGCUAUAUCGUUGGAUCAGUCAUAUGCUUGAGCUUGCUACCCUUAUAUAUGAAAGUAUAUAAAUUAUUAUUUUAUGAACGAAAACGUGUAUUGCCCAAAAUUAUAAUUCUAUUUGUAAGAUUAAGGAAUGGACUUUUAUCUUUAGUAAAGUCGCUACUGUUAUUUAAUUGAAAUAUCAUCGCUCCAUGUGAUAUUUACUGUAAUAUUUUGUCAUGUUAAUUAUGCACCUAGAUCAAAGAUAAAUGAUUCGAAACUUGUGAUAUGAUUUUAUUAUAUACAAAAGCGCGUAGU